UACGAGGCUACGGGACUCGGAGAACAUCUGUACUGGUAUGCGUAGUCCUAUUUCCUCUUUACCGCUCGGACCGCCCAUCCGCACCACUUCGCAUCUCGACUCUCUAUCCUGUAGGAACAAUUCUCCGAGCUGACAGUUAUCUCGUAGGUCCCCCGAGAACACCCACCCUGUCUAACAAGAUCGUUCUUCCCGUCCUAUUCAGGAUGCCCAACCGAGCUCUUCCUCGACCCCUUCCGUGCUUUCGCACGGUGUCUCUGAUGAGGCUCAAACAUCUAAUUUCGGUUCUGCUUCUUCUGGUCAACAUUUAUUAAGGAUACAGGAUAUGUGCUACAAUCUCCACACUCAUGAGCGCCCUUGAUUUUGGACGAGCCAUCUCAAAAUCCCUAUUUACACUCUAUCUCUUCACGCACAAUGACAUUCUGACGACGAUCAUUCCAACGACACUUUUCGCACUGGUGUCAGCCCCCCUCUACAGCCCUUACCGAUGUGUUCAUGUGGUCUGGUGGAUUUGGCUUCACCUCCUUCAUUUCAAUGUUGCCAAUCAAGUGAUUGAUCCAGCAGAAGAUGGUAGGAACAAAGCUAGCCGACCAAUACCAGCGGGAUACAUCAGUUUACGAGAUGCGGUCUAUCUACGCUGGUCCUUGGUCCCCAUAUGCUUGGUAUCAUCAGCAUUCUACAGCAUCCAAGUGCUCAGUGCAAGCCUAGCGAUAACUCUGCUCACUCUUUGGUACAAUGAAUUCAAAGCCCAUAGUCAUUGGUUUUCAAAAAACUUGAUGACCGGCUUGGGAUAUGCUUGCUUCCAGGCUGGGGCCACCCUCAUUGCAGGUCGAGAUAUGUCACAGCUAGAGCCGAAUGCUCUCUUAGCUGUGCUGCUUAGCAUCGCUAUGUUCGCCACCACGCUCCAAGCGCAGGACUUCAAAGACCAGGAAGGAGAUCGCUCCAUAGGCAGACGAACGCUGCCGAUCGCACAUCCUUCUCCAGCUCGUGUGUCCAUGUUUGUAGGACUUCCGAUGUGGUCGAUUUGUCUUACUCAGGUCUGGAGGAUGGAUGCAUACUGUAGUGUCGCAUUCGUAUUGUAUUCGGGACUUGUCGGAUUACGAUUCAUGGUAUGCAAGACAACUCAGGCGGACCGUCUGUCGUGUCAGCUAUAUAGUGUGAGUUAUACUCUCAUCUGUGUAACUUCGGCCUGACUAAGUACUUUCCGAAGCUUUGGUUUUCUGUUGCACAUCUGCUUCCUGGUUACUGGCGUUACUUCCAUGAAGCCCGCAUACAUAUAUCAUAGUGUUUACUGAACUGGAGGCUUGAUCCAAGAACUUUUCACUCUGGACUUAUGGUCGUCACAAUUUGUUACAUCAAUCAAACAUACGGACCAUUUUUGUUGUACACAUGUACUGGUCCCUGAUACAUUUAUGUAUUAUUUAUUGGCUUGGAUGGCAUUCUGUACCUUCUUUGUAGCUAAAUCGCUGACCAGAAAUACGUAGGCCGAUAUCUCUAGUACUACCAACUACAUACAUACACUGUCCACAUCAAGCGAGCCGUCAUCACUGUGCGCUGGUGGUAACCCGAG
Suillus discolor is the source of this 1567-nucleotide messenger RNA. Its product is annotated as UbiA prenyltransferase family-domain-containing protein. NCBI's taxonomy places the organism in Eukaryota, Fungi, Basidiomycota, Agaricomycetes, Boletales, Suillaceae. The record is from RefSeq and is a predicted model, not a curated record. Bases 345 to 1190 code for a protein of 281 amino acids. The transcript has 3 exons. Gene Ontology annotation, cellular component: membrane. Gene Ontology annotation, molecular function: transferase activity, transferring alkyl or aryl (other than methyl) groups.